AUGGGAGAGAAAACUGGACAGAAAGCUUCUGCAGAACAGGUAGCAAAGGACAUGUGCAAUGUGAGAACUUAUGAUAACCAAAGGCGUUUUGGAAGGGAAGAAUGGCUUACAAAAUUGCAAGUCCGAGGAUUCUUUUCUCGCUUGGCAUCUUUGAGAAGAAAGCAGGGUUGGCAUGGGGCUGACACAAGUGAAGAGGAUAAUGAAGGUGACGAAGUUGGAGAGCAACGCCAUGUUGUUCAAGAGGUGAUAGAGAAUCUGGGCUUAAAACACCCAUUUAUAUUUGUUGUUUACAAUCUUUGUCAAUGUUACCAUAGCAACAAGUUAUCAUUUUUCAAUGUCAGUACCCUAAAAGACAUGUGCCGGUAUUUUGAAAUACCCUACAAAUCUAGAGUUCUAAAAAGAGGCCUCUUAGAUAAGGUUUCAGAACUUGUACAGGAAUGCGAGUGCAGCAAAAAGUAA
This is a messenger RNA of Pocillopora meandrina, 459 nucleotides long. The record is from the annotation of a GenBank genome assembly. NCBI's taxonomy places the organism in Eukaryota, Metazoa, Cnidaria, Anthozoa, Scleractinia, Pocilloporidae.